Vicia villosa (hairy vetch) is the source of this 553-nucleotide messenger RNA. Its product is annotated as early nodulin-93-like. Bases 38 to 361 code for a protein of 107 amino acids. Lineage: Eukaryota; Viridiplantae; Streptophyta; Magnoliopsida; Fabales; Fabaceae. The transcript has 4 exons. The record is from RefSeq and is a predicted model, not a curated record.
AGCUUUUGUGCAAUUCAAUUCAAUUCGAACUUUGAAAAUGGCAGAGAGAAAUGUUGCUGCUAACUCUUCUCUUGAGAAAACUAGUUUGGCUUAUCUAGAUCAGAGGAUGGCCAUGGCCAAACGCUGUUCUCAUCAAGGUGUGAUGGCUGGAGCUAAGGCAGCUGUUGUUGCUACUAUUGCCACUGCCAUUCCAACUCUGGCUAGUGUUAGAAUGCUACCUUGGGCAAGAGCAAACCUCAAUCACACUGCACAAGCUCUCAUCAUUUCCACAGUGGCCGGAGCAGCAUAUUUCAUAGUAGCUGACAAGACCGUCUUGGCAACAGCAAGAAAGAACUCCUUCAACCGACCCUCCAAUGCAUGAAUUAUCAUGGAUUCAGAUGCAUGUAUGCAUCCGGCUAAUCUUAAAUUCUUAAUCAACAUUAAGUUAGUUUCGCCGUGUACUCUUCACAUAUGUACUUAUAAAUAAUGAUUUGCAUCUCAAUAGUGAGAGUUCUUUUGUACUAUCAACCAAUCAUAGUUAAUCAUACGAAUGCAAAUCAGUGAGAUCUCUUUC